UUUCGGACAAGCGUUGUUAUUUAUUCGUACCCAAAAAUGCUAAAUUUUCGUGAAAUAUCAAAGUUUUUCCGUUUCUAAGAAAUAAUGUUGCUUACCGAGCCGGUCAAAACAAAUAACAUGCAUAAAGUUCAACAAACAGAUAUUUCAUUAAUUACAUCUGCGCCAAGUAAUUCGGCAGUACCAGUUCAAGCGCCGACAACACCAUUAAGAUCGUCGCGGAAUCAAAAUCGCGGUGAUAAGAAUUCAGACGAUAGGUUUGAGAGGGAAAACAAUGCUACAGCGACAAAGGGAAGAAAUCCUCCUAAACCACCCGAUGAGUUUUACAAAGACUUGCAACAAUUUCACGAAAAGAGAGGGACUACCAUAAGAAAUAUACCGAGAAUAUCUGGACGUGAAGUGGACCUUCAUCGUCUGUAUUGUGUGGUAACCAACAGGGGAGGGUUUCUUAAAGUCAAUGCAAGAGAUGAAUGGGACGAUGUGCUGCCCGAGCUGGGGUGGAAAGAAAAAAUUGUGAAUGGUUCGGCCGGCUUAAAAUUUAUUUAUCGACGUUUUCUGGAAAAGUAUGAACGCGUGAGUUUCUUUGGCGAAGACCCAGAAAAAAUUGAUGCCCAAGAGGCAGCUGAAUUGGCUGAGAUGAUGGGAGCAGGCGGUAGUGGUAGAGGCGGCAGGGGAAAUUCCCGCUAUCCUUCAACUUUAUUUGGAGGCGGAGCAUCCACAAUGAACAACAUUGCAAUGACUUAUAAUUAUAAACAACACCAUGUAAAUAUGGAUCGACGGCGCCAAUUCAAACUAUCUACCGAUUUGCAUAAGUCAUCGCCCUAUGAAAAACUGAUGUUAUCUCUUCUAUCACCUUUACCAAAUGAACAAGAUUUUGCCAUAAAUGCCUGUACUUUAAUGGCUAAUGAGAGCAAACAUACGCUGAAAGUAAAUGAGUAUCCAAAAUUAUUGGAUGCUUUACUGGCACACACCGGCGUUUACUCCGAUUAUUCAAUGAGAAAAUUAUUUCAGCAUAUCUACAAUGGGGUGCGCCAUCAUUCGCUCUAUGGCUUUUGGUAUGAUUUGUUGCAUGGCCAUCCCCAAAUUCUAGAACUGUACACCGAUGAGCAGACUUUAAUGGAUUCGGGUGUAAUAGAUGAUUGGGACGAUGGAAAACAGGGCAUUGAGGAGGGUAUUUGGUACGAUUCAAAAGAAUAUGAUUUCUUGAAUUUAGGCCGUGGCCUGGGUACUCACGAUUACGUCGGUCAACGUGUUCUUCAAAUUGUGGCCAUCUUACGUAACCUCAGCUUUAUUGCUGAAAAUUUGCCUGUGCUGGUUAAAAAUAAAACCCUGUUACGCUUUUUAGUUAUGGGGUCCAACAUUAGAUGGAGCAAUGUACAUAUUCAAGCUUUGGAAAUAACCGGCAAUAUUGCUGCAGAAAUCGAAAUGUUAGAUCCCACAACAGACGAACUUAGCCGCUGUCUCAUGGCUACUAUUUGUGACGGUAUCGAUGGACCGGACCGUGGUGUCAUCAUAAAUUGCUUGGAAAUUCUUUACAAACUAUGCCAACGAGAAGCUAACGAAGAAUAUAUCCUUAAGUGUUUAAAUGAAAAAUUUUACAACACUAUUGCCCUCUUUUUAUCCCUAAAUGAUAUAAUGCUGCUGUUAUUCACUCUGGAAGCUAUAUACGCCCUUACUUGCAUGGGUUCGAAAAGUUGUCAGUCAAUGAUGCAUGUCCGGGGUAUUGUGGAUCAAUUGAUAUCAUUGAUUACAGUCGAAGCUCAGUCGUAUGGUCCCGACGGUUGCAUUCUAAUGAGAGUGGUAGAAACAGUGCCUGGAAAUAUGCUCCCAAUGGUAGCACAAAACAUAGCCAACUUGCAAAAUGCAGCUGUCAUGCACAAGUCAACCCCUCAUGCUUCAAUCAUACACAAACAGCAAAUAAUUCCAAAUCCAAAUAUUAUGUCCGACGUGGUGGAUAGCAUACUUCCAUUUCAUGGCGCUAGCUCUGUUGUCACACCUGUAGAGCACCACCACCAUAAUCAGCAACAACAUCAUUCACAAUCCCAACAACCGCAACAGCCCCAACCACAAAAUAAUCCUCCUCCUCCACCUCAAAUGCAAAUGCCUCCGAACUUCACACAGGACGAUGAUCAAUUUGCCUUGGCCUGGUUAGGUGCUACAUUUGAGCGCGCAAAUACUGAAUGUCAUAUUGAACAACAGGAGUUGUAUCGCAUGUACUUGUCGCACUGUCAGAAAGCCGGAAAACAAUCGGUGCUAAAUCAUAUGCAAUUCCCGAAAUUGAUGCGAUUAAUUUUUUCCUCCGCUGUUGGCCCAGCGAUAGUGCGAAGGAGCGAUGGAACGGAGUUACCUGGCACAUAUUACAUUUCUCUAAGGAUGCGAGCUCAGCCCUUGCCUAUGCAACAAAAAUCCACCUUAGUGACUCCAGGGCCAAGCUCCCCAGGUGGCAAACAGAAUGAUAACAACUCUCCCACGCGAAAAAUUAAAAAGAAAUUGAAAGAUGGGAAUACCUUAGCAGCGACCAAUGUCUCGUCUGAAGGUGGGGCGUCGCAGCCUGUUGUAGAAAAUGCACCCAAAGCAAUAGUUGCAGCCGUAAGUCCAAAACCUCAAAUAGGUGUCAUCGAAACGACAAAUAAUCAAGAGUCAUCUGCAAUGCUACCACAACCCAAUGUUGAAAUAAAAUGUGACGAAAAAAUGGACAUAGAGGAGCCUGCGGAGGCAGCUAAGGUAGAAGAACAUGGCUCAGUUCAGCCAGUACAACCAUCUCAAGCAAGUGAUUCUUUAGCAGCGUCUACUGAACAGUCACCGCAAUUAAAUCAGGCUCAUCCACAACACGCCUCCCAGACAUCACUCAUUAAGAGCCUUUUGGCAAAUAAAGUUAAUCAAAGACAGCAAAAGCAAAAAGAUCAAACCACAGCGAAUGCAAGCACCAGCACACCAAGCACAAGCAAUAUACCAUGUGGCAGUGGACUUUCAACGGUAGCAUCCUCACCACAACCAAUAAAAGUUGCUAGCACGGCCAUAACAGCAUUAGUAAGCAACCCACUUAUGCAAAAUACCCCAGUGAAAGUUGGGCAAACUACCAUAAAACCCUUGAAUCCCACCCUGUCUAUGGAGAAGAAGCAAACCCACAUUUCCGAGUCCACACCACCCCCUUUGGCUCCACUAAGUGGAGCAAAUGUAGCCAAAGAUUCUUCGGGAAGACCCAUUCUCUUGGCAAAUCAAAUGUUGGUGGAUAUUUUGGAUAAGAAAAUGAUUGAACCACCCAUACCAGCGACCAUAAUUCAGAAACGUAAAGUGGAAGACACUUCGGCGCAGAACAAACGUAUGGCCCUUGACUCCUCGUCAAUUAAUGCAAAGGAUUCUGAAGUGCCGGUUACGCCCUCCAAAAAUGCAGCUAAUCUGUAUGCUGAAAUGGCAGCUUCAAUUUUAGAAGAUGAAGAUUUGGAAGAAUUGUCAGCACAACAGAACAAUCUGAUGACCGAACAGCCUAUGCAACAACAUCCGCCGUCGCUUAUAAUUCCAGCUGCUAAGGUGCAGACCGCCGUUCAAAAUGUACCCAGACAAUUGGUAUUUCAACACAAUCAGCCGUCUCAGCUAAAGGUUACCCAAGCGAAUUCAUCUGCUGGACAGACUACACAUCCUAUGCCAAAUGCAGUGGCAACCAUAAAAACUGAUCAGGGCCUGCAAACCGUACCCGUUAUUUUGCACCAAAAGCCUUUAGAGGCCACACAACAUGGCCAGCCACAGCAGAUAAUACAGCAGGUUAUUCAACAACAGCCAGCAGCUUCCCAAACGCAGACCACUCAAUACGUUUUGGCCACCAAUCAACAGGGUCAAACCUAUUUAGUAGCGCAACAAACGCCACAGUCACAACCCGUAGUGCAGCCUCCUCCACCAACGCAAACGGUUCUGGUCACACAGACACCGCAACAGCAAUCGACUGGGGGGAAGACGAUAAUCAUAUUGCAGCAAAAUAGCCUACCAGGUCCCUCAGGAGCGCCACAACAAAUCAUAACCACCACGGCACCAGGACAGCAACAGAAAAUGAUAAUGACUACACCACAAGGUCAACAGGUUUUGCUGACACAAAGGCCACAGACGCCACAGCAGAUCUUUAUAAACCCCCAAACAGGUGCGGCUACUCACAUCCAACAUGUGCCAGCCCAAUCAAGGCAAAUUAUACAAACCACAACUACACAAACUAUGCCUAGCGUCCAACAAAAUUCGCAAUUGCAAACUGGACAAAUGUCACCUUCUCUUCUCAAUCAAUUGAAUCAAAUUCCAGCUACCAUAAAACUUCAUCAGCCAGUAGCUCAGGUAAAUACAGCCAUUCAGCCCUCUCAACAAAACACCGUGUCUAGAAUGUCCAUUGGAACCAAAGGUGUAGCUAUAGUACAAGGACAUGCUGCAAAUCCACCCGCAACGCCAGUAGCUAUACCCCAAUUGCAACAACAUCAAUCCAUUAUACAGCAACACAUAAUAUCGGGGCCAGCGGAAAAACGCCAUGUUAUAUUGGGUGGCGGAAGGGCAAUUGAAAUAAAGGAAACGCUUAUAACCCAAGCUCAGCCACCGCCGCAACAAUGUCAGUUAAAUUCGCAAACGAUUAUAACAACACAACAGCCCACACAAUCAACUGUUGCCACAAACAUAAUACAACAACAUCAACAGCAACAACAGCAGCAGCAAACACAACAGGUACAACAACAAAUUCGCGCUGUUUUAGAACAACAGCAACAGCAUCCUUCUAUAAUACAACAAAAAAUAUCUUCAUUUUCCGUUAUGCCACAACAGCAACAUUUGCCACAGCAACAGCCACAGCCACAAACUCAAGCAGCCGCAGUGCUCACACCAAAAGUGUCAACUGUGGCAGCCACAAUGACAUCACCUCAAACACCUGCAUUAAUAGCAGCAGUAAAGACAAGUGAAACACACACACCAACAGCAACACCACCACCACCACCACCAUCUUUAAUACAAACUUCAAAUCAAAGUAAUUUAAAGAAAAGUUUGACUCCAAGUCUGCCGCCCACAUUGAUAAAGCCUUCAUUACCUACGGUGAAAUUGCCACCGGGUGUUGGUAGUGGACCUCCUCCGUUAGCUGCAGUAAAUAGUAACGCUACUACACCCACACUAAUAGCUAAAACAGCACCCCAUUCAGCAAUAGAAGAUAAAAAGGAGGAUUCGUUGGUUAAGGUAGCUCCUCCACCUGCCACUUCUGCACCACUACAUGUGCCUGUUGUCGCAAGUAACACUCUAACGGCAACUACACAGGCGGCAUGUGGAAAUCAAACCUCCAACGCAGCAUCAAAUACAACAGUCAGUGGAAAUCCGCAAGCGGCAACUGCACCGAGUGCUCCACAAGCACCGGGCACGCAGUCUCAACCACAAAUUCAAACCAGCACUCCACAAUCACUUUUACCCCAAUUAACACCGGCUGAUGCUCAGUGGCUUUUUAUAUGUGAUUGGCGUAACUGUCCCCGUAAGAAGUUCAAAUCCCUUAGUGAUUUGCAACAUCAUGUAUGCACUUCUCAUGCUCCCGAUCACCUAGAUCCUUCGGCAGAAAUCUUCUGCCAAUGGGGUGUAGGUCCCGGUCUAUGUGAUGGAAUACCACGUAAGCGUUUUUCUCUUAUGACCCAUCUUAUAGAUCGACACCUGACAGUGGAAUGUCUUAGAUCAGCGAUGCAGCGCAGAAUUGCCACAGGUGCUCAUAACAUUGCCCCAGCUAAGCCCCCCGUUACGAUUGUGCGCAACAUUGAGUUGUCACAAAGAACAAACACUGCAUCACCAUCACUAUCCACAUCUUCGUCAUCGUCCUCGCAGGCAACACCUACCGGUUCGUCGGCAUUGCAAGCCAUCAAAAGACAUACCGCCGACUUUCUGAAUUGUAAGGAACUAAUGGAUGAGAACGAAGGACCGGUAACCAAAAGCAUUCGCUUAACAGCCGCCCUUAUACUGCGUAACUUGGUUAUCUAUACCACAACCGCAAAGCGUAGCAUUCGCCGUUAUGAACCUCAUCUGGCCAAUAUUGCUCUCAGCAAUGUCGAAUCUAGUGGCACUAUAUCCAAUAUUUUAUACGAGCUGAAUAAUUGAAUCUUUUAGAAUAUUUUCUUUUUUUCUUUUUCUCUUUUUCUAUUGCAAUUCCAUGCCAAUUCUUCACUUUAAGCUUAAAAUGUAAUCCGCUGCCACUAGUGUGCUGAAAUACCACAGAAUGCAUCAUUUUUAUAAACCUGUUCUAUGUAUCUUUUCAUGCAGAAAUACAAACACAUAUACAUAUAUAUUUUCUACACUUGAUGUAUUUUUGGUGUUAUGAUUUAGAUGCACGAACUUAUUUAGAUGUCAGAUGCAGUAUUUUAUAAUAUUCCUAUCUCGAUUUUACAAUAAAACCGAUUUAUAAAAUCAAAACAAA
Messenger RNA from Stomoxys calcitrans (stable fly), 6403 nucleotides. RefSeq names its product AT-rich interactive domain-containing protein 2 (gene Bap170). Gene Ontology annotation, biological process: regulation of DNA-templated transcription. Bases 85 to 6087 code for a protein of 2000 amino acids. The record is from RefSeq and is a predicted model, not a curated record. Gene Ontology annotation, cellular component: SWI/SNF superfamily-type complex. Gene Ontology annotation, molecular function: DNA binding. The transcript has 3 exons. Lineage: Eukaryota; Metazoa; Arthropoda; Insecta; Diptera; Muscidae.